UAAAAGUUUAGUAGUCUUUGGAGUAUGGAGUGUGGAUUUAAAUUGGAGGUUAUGCAAUAACAAAACGCCGACAAGCAAAACAGGUUGAAACGUCAAUACAAUACUGAAACUACUGAAAAGAAAAUCUCUUAUAAUUCGGAAAAAUUAACUAGAACUUGCUGAAAUCUACAUAUAUAUGAGUGCUACAAGCCGUAAAGGCCCGGUAUUCGAUCCGGGCUUGUGCCGUUGUUGCGGCGCGCUGAAGAAAUGUCGCCUGUUGAACCACGAAUACGAAUGGCAAGGAAAGAAAGAAGUCUACUCAGAUAUGUUCGUGGAUUGCUUUGGUUUAAUGCUUUCACACCUAGAUGGCUCCGAGCUGGAGCGCCUCAUAUGCGCGACCUGUGUGCUCCGUCUGCGGGACGCCAGUGCGUUCCGCGGGCAGGUGCUGCGCUGUGAGGAAACACUGCUGCAGGCCAGCAUACAUGUGCAUGGAGACAAUGUGCUACCAGAGGUGAAGCAGGAACCGGAAGUGAAUCUAGAGGAGCGGCCCGGGGAAGUAUCCGAGCCCCCUGAAGCUGAUGAUGACGUCAUGGACCCGGACUAUGUGGACGAAGGCGUCAAUAACGGGGAUUUAGACGUCGCGGUGGAGAAACCAAAGAAGUCUCCGAAGAAGGAAAAGAAAAAAGUGAAGCGGCGAGAGAAGCGCGGCAAGCGCGAGCUUAUGGAGAAGAUGAGGAAGACUGGAGAAAGGCUGAGGAAACUGGAGAAAAUCGAAAUCCAACCAGCAGUGGAGAAGAAGCGAGUGGUGGACGCGGACUACAAGGCGUACAAGGACUGCGUCACGCUCGUAGAGAGCUCGUACGCGUGUCCGUUCGACACUUCUUUCAGCGAUUAUUUCUGCGUCUAUUGCCGACAGGUAUUCACGGACCCCGACAAACUGCGUGAACACACCCUCACCCACGACCCUGUCGCCUACAAAGACAUCGUGACAGCUGUCAAAAAGCUCCCCCAAAUCGACGUCCACCGAAUAGACUGCCGCCUUUGCUCUGUCAAAAUUGAUUCCCUUGACACUUUCAAAGAUCACCUCAAUAAUGUUCACGGUAUGACAUUUUACCCUAACCCUAGCGAUUUUCUAAUUUACAAACUAACUUUGACAAACUUGACGUGUCUAGAAUGUAAUCAAACUUUUGGAUUUUUCCACGCAUUAAGAAAACACAUGGCGGAACAUUUCGGCACUUGUAUCUGCGAUGUUUGCGGCGCACAUUAUUUCGAAGAGCGAAUGUUAAUUUUACAUCAAAAAACACAUCAGAGAAUCGACGAGAAUUUCCCAUGCAAAGAUUGUGGUAAAAACUUCAAAUCUAAGCAUAGUAGGUAUUUACACGAAGCGCGAACACAUAAAAAGGAACCGGCGUAUCAAUGUGUCAAAUGCGAUGCUGUAUUAUUUUCUUAUACUUUAAGAUAUCGUCAUAUGAUUGAGGUGCAUGGCGAAGAAAGGCUUUUUCCAUGCGAACAUUGCGACAGAGCAUACGACAGUCGAAAAUCACUCCGAGAACAUAAUAGGCGAUCUCAUUUAAAAAUAUUUAAACAUCAAUGCGAUUUGUGCGAUAAAAGAUUUUACUUGCCUUCAAGACUUAAAGAGCAUAUGGCUACACAUACUGGGGAAAGGAAUUAUAGGUGUGAAUAUUGUGGUAAGAGUUAUCCGAGACUUAGAGGCUUGAAGGUGCAUAUGCAGUCGCAUGGGGCGGAGAAGAAGUUUAGAUGUACUUUGUGUGGGGCAGCUUUUACGCAGAAUGUUAAUUUGAGGAAUCAUGUGAAGAGACAGCAUCAGGGCUUAGAUUUGGAUGAAUUUCAUGAUUAAUUUGAAUAUAUCAGUUAUACAGGCAAUACACUAAGUAAUCGAAUCGAAUGUUUCUUUAUGUAAGGGUAAUUGAACCUAAUGUCUGA
Molecule: messenger RNA, 1923 nt
Organism: Cydia pomonella (codling moth)
Lineage: Eukaryota; Metazoa; Arthropoda; Insecta; Lepidoptera; Tortricidae
Product: zinc finger and SCAN domain-containing protein 12-like
Exons: 6
Coding region: 176-1837 (553 amino acids)
Biological process (GO): regulation of transcription by RNA polymerase II
Cellular component (GO): nucleus
Molecular function (GO): RNA polymerase II transcription regulatory region sequence-specific DNA binding; DNA-binding transcription factor activity, RNA polymerase II-specific; zinc ion binding
Source: RefSeq, a predicted model, not a curated record